Molecule: messenger RNA, 2155 nt
Organism: Misgurnus anguillicaudatus (oriental weatherfish)
Lineage: Eukaryota; Metazoa; Chordata; Actinopteri; Cypriniformes; Cobitidae
Gene: hal
Product: histidine ammonia-lyase
Biological process (GO): L-histidine catabolic process
Cellular component (GO): cytoplasm
Molecular function (GO): histidine ammonia-lyase activity
Source: RefSeq, a predicted model, not a curated record
AGUCGAACUGCUGCUCAUCGCAGCUUCAGUUGUUCAGUCCAGCGCGAUGCCUCGCUUCACCGUCCACAUCCGUGACGAGUGGCUAACCGUUCCAUGCAAAGAUGCAACCUACACUAUUAAGUGGUUGGGCAUGGAAGCUCUCAAGCGUUACAUUAAAAACAAACCUGACAACGGAGGGAUCCGGUCAAUCAAAGAAGUGCAUUUUUGGGUCAGAAGAUGCCAAGGAUUGGGGCUGUUGGAUAAUGAUGAUAUCAUUGAAGAAGUUCUUGAGGAUAAUGACUUUGUUGAACUUGCAUUUGAAGGAGACACUAUGUCAACAGACUUCAUACCAAGCCAGCCUGGGACUUCACAUCUAACAAGAACGUACAGGCCACCGAUAGAUUACAUUUCUCUAGAUGGAAACAGCUUGAGUUCAACAGAUCUGGUAAAUUUGGGGAAAGGCCUCUAUAAGAUUAAGUUGACUCCAGAGGCUGAGCAGAAGGUUGUGGAGGCAAGAGAGCUUCUGGAUACCAUUGUGAAAGAGAAUAAAGUUGUAUAUGGCAUCACUACAGGGUUUGGUAAAUUUGCACGGACUGUCAUUCCAGUCAGCAAGCUCAAGGAACUUCAAGAAAAUCUCCUUCGCUCACAUUCAUCAGGUCUGGGAAGCCCUUUGAGUCCAGAAAGGACUAGAAUGCUUCUCGCCCUAAGAAUCAAUGUUUUGGCUAAAGGUCACAGUGGUGUUUCAUUGGAGACCCUUCACAACAUGAUACAGGCAUUCAAUGCUUCCUGUUUGUCCUACGUCCCAGAGAAGGGCACGGUAGGUGCGAGUGGAGAUCUCGCCCCCCUUUCUCAUCUCGCCCUCGGUCUGAUGGGUGAAGGAAAGAUGUGGUCGCCCAAGAGCGGCUGGGCAGAUGCCAAAUAUGUCUUGGAAGCACAUGGUCUGAAACCCAUAUCUCUGAAGCCAAAGGAGGGUUUAGCAUUAAUCAAUGGGACCCAGAUGAUCACUUCAUUGGGUGCAGAGGCCGUGGAGAGGGCUGAGGCCAUCGCCCGCCAGGCUGACAUCAUUGCUGCCCUGACCCUAGAGGUUCUGAAGGGGACCACAAAAGCCUUUGAUAGCGAUAUCCAUAAACUCCGUCCUCAUCCAGGACAGAAUGAAGUGGCUUUGCGGUUUCGUUCUCUUCUGGAUUCUGAUCAUCACCCGUCUGAAAUAGCAGAAAGCCAUCGGUUUUGUGACAGAGUUCAAGAUGCCUACACCAUGCGCUGUUGUCCACAGGUCCAUGGAAUUGCGAAUGACACAAUAGACUUUGUCAAGAAAAUCAUUAAUACUGAAAUAAACAGUGCCACAGACAAUCCUAUGGUGUUUGCAGAAAGAGGAGAAACCAUAUCUGGUGGAAAUUUCCACGGAGAAUAUCCAGCAAAGGCUCUGGAUUAUUUGGCGAUCGGGGUGCACGAGUUGGCUUCCAUCAGCGAGCGGCGCAUCGAACGUCUUUGCAAUCCGUCGCUCAGCGAACUGCCUGCGUUCCUGGUGAACGAAGGAGGCCUGAACUCUGGCUUCAUGAUCGCCCACUGCACCGCCGCGGCUCUCGUUUCAGAGAACAAAGUACUUUGCCACCCCUCCUCUAUUGACUCCCUUUCGACUAGCGCGGCCACUGAAGACCACGUGUCCAUGGGAGGCUGGGCCGCCCGCAAAGCACUCAGAGUGGUGGAGCAUGUCGAACAAGUGCUAGCAAUCGAGCUGUUAGCAGCCUGUCAGGGUAUCGAAUUCCUACGUCCACUGCGUACAACAACCCCAUUGGAGAAAGUCUACGAUCUUGUGCGCACUACAGUCAAGCCCUGGAUGAAAGACAGAUUCAUGGCUCCAGAUAUUGAAGCUGUACAUCGACUUCUUGUUGACCAAAAGGUUUGGAAUAUUGCCGAGCCAUACAUUGAGAAAUAUUGCAUGGAAGUCAUCCCAGAGUCCCGCCCCUCUUCCCCCACCGCCUUCGCUCUGGACCCGCCCCCAUCACCACGGAAACGGGUCAGACUGGAGUGACAGACAGCAUCCCUGUACAUUCUGUCUUAUAUUAUAAAAAUCUGCAUAAUUUAUAGUAAAACUAGUUGGCAUUUUGUUGGUCCAUAUGCAGCAUCUGUGUCAAAGUUGUUUUAAAUGCUAAUGAAUAAAUAUCUUUUAAUAUCA